GGCGGGACUUCUGGCGCGCGUUGCCGGGUUACGCGGUGCGGAAGGGCCCGGCCCGGCCCGGUUGGAAACAAAGCGGCGGCAGCGGGGCCUGGGCCGGGAUGGCGGCGCGGCGGGGCCCGCUCCAGCUCUGGCUGCUCCUGCAUCUCCUGCCGCAGGUGUUCUGUGAGUAUGGCAUGGUCCAUGUCCUUUCAGAGAAGGGGAGCAGCAAAGGCAAAGACUACUGUAUCCUCUUCAACUCUCAGUGGGCCCACUUGCCACAUGAUCUGGGUAAAGCUUCACUCUUGCAACUGCAGGAUCAGACAGCGUCUGUUUUGUGUUCUCCUUCUGAUGUGCCUGAUGGGGGAUUUAAUAAUCAAAUCCCCAUGGUGAUGCGAGGGAAUUGCACCUUCUAUGAGAAAGUGAGGCUCGCUCAGAUAAAUGGCGCUCGUGGGCUGCUGAUUGUUAGUAGAGAAAGACUGGUUCCUCCUGGGGGUAACAGGAGUCAGUAUGAAGAGAUUGAUAUUCCUGUGGCUUUGCUCAGCUAUGCCGAUAUGUUGGAUAUUGGCAAGAGUUUCGGCAGCUCAGUGAAAGGGGCGAUGUACGCUCCAAAUGAGCCCGUGUUGGACUAUAACAUGGUGAUUAUAUUUGUCAUGGCUGUGGGGACUGUUGCCAUUGGAGGCUACUGGGCAGGAAGCAGAGAUGUGAAAAAGCGGUACAUGAAGCACAAACGUGAUGACGGGGCGGAGAAACAUGAUGAUGAAACAGUUGAUGUGACUCCAAUAAUGAUCUGUGUAUUUGUAGUGAUGUGCUGCUCGAUGCUGGUCCUCCUUUAUUUCUUCUACGAUCACUUAGUCUAUGUUAUUAUAGGAAUAUUCUGCUUGGCUGCCUCAAUUGGUCUUUACAGUUGUCUGUCUCCCUUUGUAAGAAGAUUCCCCUUGGGGAAGUGCAGAAUCCCGGAAAACAACUUGCCUUAUUUUCACAAGCGUCCAGAGGUCCGGAUGUUGCUGUUGGCAGUGUUUUGUCUCUCUGUCAGUGUAGUCUGGGGAGUCUUCAGAAAUGAGGAUCAGUGGGCCUGGGUUCUCCAAGAUGCUUUAGGAAUCGCUUUCUGUCUUUACAUGUUGAAAACAAUUCGCCUGCCUACAUUUAAGGGCUGUACCUUGCUCCUCCUGGUUCUUUUUGUCUAUGACAUAUUCUUUGUAUUUAUCACACCUUUUCUAACAAAGACUGGGGAGAGUAUAAUGGUGGAGGUGGCUGCAGGCCCAUCUGAUUCUGCCACUCAUGAAAAGCUCCCGAUGGUCCUGAAGGUUCCGCGACUGAACUCCUCGCCGCUGGCUCUGUGUGACCGUCCUUUUUCUCUCCUAGGAUUUGGAGACAUUUUAGUUCCAGGCUUACUGGUAGCCUAUUGCCAUAGGUUUGAUAUUCAGGUGCAGUCGUCCAGAGUCUAUUUUGUAGCCUGCACAAUAGCGUAUGGCAUAGGCCUUCUUGUGACCUUCGUUGCCUUGGCACUGAUGCAGAUGGGCCAGCCCGCUCUCCUCUACUUGGUGCCCUGUACUCUUCUCACCAGCUUUGCUGUGGCUCUUUGGAGAAAGGAGCUUGCAAUGUUCUGGACGGGCAGCGGCUUUGCGAAAGACCUACCUCAGCCUCCCUUGGUGAUAGCUCCUGUCAACUGCCCUGAGCUUCCCAAAGACAGCAGCGUACCAGCUUCUCAACAAGACGCGGAGCAAAUGACCAAUCCGACCCUCCACGUGAAGGAGCUGCACAGCCCCACCUCAGCUGCAGAGGAGCUGGCUGAUACCGACACAAAGACGGACCAGUCAGAGCCUCCUGUUGCACAGAGUGAGGAACCAGCUGCUCAGAAUAAAGACGACGUUGAAAGUAAAUGUCUAAAUGCAGAGCAAAAACAGCUGGAAUGAACCAUAUGAUAAAAACUCCUUUUUCUUCCCUCAUAAACAUAUCCAUAUGAAACCAGUAUGUAUUUAGGACUGGUUUAGUAGUGUUUGCGUUCAUCGAGGAACCUCGCUGCGAGUCUGAUCAUCAAAUCCAACAACGAAUGUUCUGCCUCCAGCUUCGGUACACUUCAAACACCUUUCUGAAAUAUGGUGCUCUACAAGGGUUCUGAUGUAGGGAUUUCAAUGAUCAUUUUAUUAGGGAAUGCCUUUGACCGUUCCAUUUUCAUUGUACUGGGGUAGUAUUAAGAACCUUUACUUGCACAGCACUCGGUGCUCGUGUGGCUGUUUUGCUGCUUUAGCCUAGUGUAGGUUAAAUGGAGGAAAAGCAUUGAACCAAUCUGCUGCAAUGCUUCGUUGAGAGAACCAUGAGAGAGUUUUUAGCACUUUCCCUAUUGUCGCCUUUUACUUUCCUUUUCCCUUCUUGUCAAAGCCAUCGAUACAAGGGAAUGCUUUAGUAUAAACUGACAUUCAGGAAAUGCAGAGAAUGGUUACAUUACCAGCCUCUGAAAGGAUUUCUACUACCGUGGUGCAUUAAAUGCAUCUCUUAACCUUUUUGUCUUUUUUUUUUUUCUUUUACUUCCAGGUACCUGGGUUGGCUACUAGUCUAGUUUAAAAGGUAGGAUGAAUGGAGCUACAGAAAACUUUCUAAGCACUCGGGUGAACUCUAGGGACUGUCUCUGAUAAUAAACAGUGUUUGUCGCAGAACACUGUCUGGAAGCAAAGGCGUAUUAAGAAUGUUUAAUUUUUUUAGAAAUAAAAUACAAGCCAAAUAGGUAAUAGCUCUAUACUAAGCUUAAUAGACAGCAUUUUCAUGGGGAAAAUGUAACAGUAAAGCAGUAAACGUUCAUCUGUUGAGAGUUUUGAGCUUCUUGUUAUUCGUUUAAGGAAUAGGAUUGUGAUUUCAGAUUCCGAAGAAAAUAGUCUGAUGUUUUCAUCCCCAAGGGAGCACAUACGGUGCUAUAGUCAGUUGUGAGUUAAAACUACUUGCUGCUCAGUAAGUAAUCAACUGUCUCAGUCAUCGUUUUGUCUUUGUCCCACGAGCAGCCAAGGUGUGUCAGGUUCUGGAAUGAGGCUGUGAUCUAGCCUGUUAGCUCGUGCCUCUUGCUAUGUGACAUUGUGAAGGACUACGUUUGUGAAUUUAUAACUUUUUGGGGUGCCGCUGGUCUUACUUUAUAUUCUUGAAAUUAUGUGUUUUCCUGUAUAACAUGGUUGAGUCUUUUAUGCAUCAACUGUAGGGAUCAUGGAGGGAUGAUGUGAUUUGUAUAUUUAUUCCAUCUAAGAACAUUUGGCUUUCUCAAAGAUGUCUGUUCUUCACUUACAUUGCAGUCUCAGAAAGUCUCAAACACUUCACAUCCAAACUGUAAUAGAACAUGGAAGUAUUCUAGGACCCUAGAAUAUAAUUCCAAUUGCGUGGAAGAAAUACUCCUCGGAGUGUUUGAGAGCCCAACAUGGCAGUACAAAAGAAUCGUUACAGUGACACACUCAGCAGCAGCUCUUUAGUCGAAGUCUCCUGUUGGCAUGUCAAGCUGGAUUCCGAAGGGCUCUCUUUAAUGUCUGUCUGUUAAAUUUCAGCCAUUGUCGUUUUGGCUACGUCUUCCAAAAGUUUGCCUUGUACUUUCUGGAUGAUGAUGUCUAUUUUACUCCAUUUCACACUGGGUGGAUAGUAUUCCUGCUCUAGAAUAUGAAAGGCUGUCUUUAAAACUCCCCCUAUGGCUUCAGAGUUUUUUCAGCUUCUGCUGAAAGCCUCGAGUGCUGUCUGAUCAGUUGAUUUAAUGCUGAGUUUCUUGAAAGGCUUCCUGAGGCCAAAGGCUUGCACUACAUUUCAUUUACAAAUCAACCUAAUGGAAGACAGUGGUACUGAAGAGAUCCGUGUGUCUCAAUCUCCUCUUUAAUGGACUGGGUUUCUUUGCCAGCACUAAUCUGAACCAAUUAUUACAAAUAAAAAGCAGCAAAGACGUUUUACUGAAAACUUUGGCCAGCUGGAUUAUGCCUUAAUUUAAGCAUUGUAUAAGUAUGUAUAUUAAAUUAAGAAAACAAUCUUGUGUUUAUAUAAUUAACUUGACAAAUAGCAAGCAAAUUAAUUUGGAGGCUGACUCGGAGUGCUAUGGUUUUUUGCCUUGAUUGUCUUUCAGUCAAUGUUAUUUGGAGUAGCUUUUUAUACACUUAAAAGCCAGUAGCUUUCUGAUGAUGAAGCGUUAAGUUUUAUCAUCCUUCUGAAAGUAUAUUUUAACAUUUGUUCUCUUAUGCUGUGGGUUAGGACAGGUUUAUUUCUCAGAUUGUUAAUUAAAAUGGAAGACUUCGUAACGCUUAACCUGUAGACAUUUGCCAGUUGCUUUGUUCACUACCUUCUAGGUAGGACUGCUUGGAGCACGUGCUUCACCUUACGUUUCUGAGAUUUUCCAAUGCUUCGGGGUUUGGUUUUGGUUUUUUUUUCUAAGCUACAAAGAUCCAUGUGGAAAACAAACAAUAGCUGCUCAAUGCAAUAUCUCCAGUCAGAGUGUGUGAACUGCUCCGAGUUACAGACUUUGACGCCUCCAGUACUGUACUGACCCUGGUGCACCCGUUUGGCUGCGACUGUUCAGCCCCUGAUCUUGGGCAGUUCAAUCACCUCCAUCAAAACCCGAGGCUGUGCUGUUUUGCCUUUCAGAAACCUCCCUGACCAGCUUAAUGUAAAACUUAAUAUACAGGAAGAUGGGAAGAUCUGUUCAGUGCAGCUGCCUGAUUUUAUUUGAUGAUUGCAGACAUAUGUCCCACACCAAACUUGAGUUAAAAAUGCACAAAGUAAUGCAAGUAAUGUUAAAGGUAAUGUCGGUGUGUUUCUUGUUUACGUCUCUCACGCUCUAAGCCUUUAGCUAACUAAAAACUCAACAGUGAGGAUUCUAUUUCUGAGCAGUUGUAUGUGUUCAGGGGAAGCAUUUUAGUAAAAAAAACCCUAACAGCUCCCAAAAAACCCCAAACCCAGCACCCCAAUAAAAGACGCAUUUCAAAAACCAAACAAAACCUCUUUGGAUCAAAGUAGUGAGGAUCAGAUUCUUUCCUUGGUCUGAAAUUACUAAAUACCAGUGUGUCAGAGCGAGUGUUCAGCUUUGCCUGUACCAUGCAGCCUUGAAAGGCUUUGCUAAGGAUGACGAGUAAGGAGAAACGUCCCAAACCCUCUUUUAGCUUUGGGGAUUUCAUUUUUUCUUGUCACAAAUGAAGAGCAUUUUAAAUGAAAUGCAGAAGAGAAACAGAAAAUACGUAUUGAAAAAUGUAUUCUUUUUUUACCAGUGGCAGUAAAAAAAAAAGCACGUCCACGUGGGUAAGGAUUAUACUUGUGAAAGUAGUUAAGAUUUUCUCUAAACUUGGACAAAUGCUAUAAGUCAGAAAAUCUACAUUGUGGCAUAUUUUCCAACAGAUAUAUUAAUAUGUCUAAUGGGAAGCUUCAUUUAGAAAACUGUUAAUUUCUUUUUUGCCCUCCUUUUAGAUGAUCCAUACCAAAUUUUGUGAACUUCUUAGGCGAUAUCUUGGUCUCAGACAAUCCGUGAGGCUUUCCCUGCAGGAGCUGCUCUUCUCUUACAGUAGCGCUCGAUGUCUUUUGUUCAGAAUGCCUUGCAAGCCUCGAUAGCAUUUUUCAGACAUGCAUAUUCCUGUGUUUCAGCUGCAGUGUUUGCAUCCACAGAGUCGCUCUGACUGAGAACGUACCAUGACUGUAGUGGUGGUGCCUGUGGUCUUGGGAUCAUAGAUUAGUAGAAUCCUAUAAUGGUUUUGGUUGGAAAAGACCUUUAAGAUUGUUGAGUCCAACAUCGAUCCAGCCCUCCUUAGUCACUGCCAGACCGUGUCUCCAAGUACAACAUCUAAUCCUCUUCUAAAGACCUCCAGGGAUGGAGACUCAACCCCCUCCCUGGGCAGCCUGUUCGUAGUCUUCUAAGGGAAUAGCUCUGACUGGGGAGCCAGAAAGAACCUCACUAGUAAACAGCGGUGAAAUAAUAUGAGUUUGAGCUUUAAGAGUGUGGCUGCAUUCAUUAAUGAAUUAACGAACUGCAGCUUUCACUUUGUUCUCUAGUAUCUGCUGAGGAGCAGAAUGCUCAGAGAAUUUACAGGUAGUUUUCUGCUUAACCGCAAACCAUGUGCUCCUGUAGGUUCUUGCUUUGAAAGCUCUCUCCAAACACCAUAUGUGGGUCCGCAGAGACCUUUGGUGUCUCCUGGAUCUCUCACCCUGCCCUUUGAGGGACUUUUCCUGGCUAGACAAUUUAAAAAUAAAAAAGCAGCAGCCUAUAUUGGGUGUCUGGUAACAGCAUUGUCUUGAAGUAAAUGCUUCUGUGCAGCUAUUUCAGUGCGAGAUCCUGCAGUUUUACUCUUAUCUCUGUUUUCUUUAGCCCCAAGGUUGGGCAGCGCAUGUAUUUCUGGUUUCUUGCACUAUGCUGGCUGUUUAGGAUGUAAAGCCCUGUAAUAUUUCUCUUUAAUGGCAGCUUUGAUUAUCAGGUAACAGCACCGAGUAUUUUGUAUCUGCUUUCAUCGUUUGGCAUGUUAUUUGUCGUACAUCCAUGGGUAAAUAAGUUGGCGAAGCAGUAGUGCACGCCUGGUGCCUAUUGACACUUGAUACACAUCCCACAGCCAUGCCAGCAGAUCCAAAGCCUGCAGAGAUGGUGCCUUUUUCCAUGAUCAAUACAAUCUCUGAUGUUUUAAAAUAAAACCUAUGUAAGGGCUGCAUCCUCAGGAAAUUCAGGACGUUAGAGAGUCCAGAAGGGAAUGGGAACUACGGUCGGAGGUCCAGAAAACAUCAGCAACAAGGGGUGAUGAGUCUUCAGGUGUUUGUCCAGAGCGAGGUUCCCCAGCUGGCUGCAGAACAUGAAGCAGAGUCGCGUCGACAAGCUCUUUGGCUUCUCAGUUUCAGCUCUGUGCCAGCAGCACUGGGCAGGAUGGAGAGGGGAAACCACUGCUUCAAAGAGAAGAACGAAGGGUGUAGUAUCAUAUCAUAGAAUAGUUUGGGUUGGAAGGGACUUUAAAGAUCAUCCAGUUCCAACCCAAUCUGAAAUGGUAUUGGAAAACCAAACAAUUUUGUAGACAACAGUAGAGGUGACAUUAGUACUAAUAGACUUGAAUAGAACAAAGAGGCUUAAAUAACAGUAAGGGAAUAUUAGGGCUGGUGGUAAAAAGAUGAACAACUUGGGUGCUUGGCCAUGGGGACCAUCUGGAACCCGUAUGGGCAGGGCUAUUGCUGAGUGCAUCUUGUUCUGAGGGUAAAGAACCGAGCCAGCUAGACAAGAGUCAUCCUUGGGUAGGUGAGUCAGCAUUGUGGCUGACAAUUCAGGUUGUGUGUUGCAAAGACACUAUUGUUGGUUUUGUGUUGCUAAUUUAAUGAUAAAUCCUCUGGAAGGAAACCCCAUCAAAGCACGUUGGGUAGGUGCAGGGCUCAUUCUACGGAGAUAAGAAAUAUUUUAUAUAAUGCGUGUUUAAUUUGUUGAAUUGCAUUGAAUGUUUGUGGCACCCUGGAAUAUUUUCGGAACAGGACAGUCAUGUGCUACCAGAACCUUCCUUUAGCACUGGCACAAGAGAAUUGUCUCUUUGCUGAUCCUCUGUAUCUCUACUUUUAUCUAUUAUGUGUUCUUCUCUGAGUGUUCUACCUUUGCCUUUUCCUCUUAAAAGUUUUGCAGGUAGAUAUACAUAUUAUGUGGAGUAAAGAUGAGGUUUUGCCAUUGCUAGAUUAGUGAUAGAUGAUAAAUAUCAUGCUUUAAUUGGAUUUGCUUGCAUUAGGAACUAGUAUAUUGUGCACAGAGUCUUCUGUCAUUUCAGAAACUAGUAGAGGACAUCUCGUGUGAUGCAGUGACUCCAUUUGAGUUCUGUUUUCCCUGCAGGUGUUGGGAGUAUUGCAAUUCCUGGUCCUAUUGUUGAUCUGGUAGCCAAGGGUUACAAGUGCACAUGCUCCUGAAAGAAUUUGGAGCCACCUUUCUCAGCUAAAGGCAGCAUUACUGCUUCUCACAAUACUUUCCCGCAUGUUAACGUGCAGGUUCAGCUCCAUGUGGCAAAAUUCCUUGAUGGGUUUAACUGGGGGAUCUUUGAGAUGACACAUAGGCUGGAAAUUUUUGGUUGAGAACUACUUCCUGCUGACAUACGCACUGCAUGUUGUGAACUUUCUUGGAGUCCUUAGUGUCGAUGUUUGUUAGCUGAAAAAAUGCAGAGAUAUGGUCUCAAAGUAAACAAGCUCCUCGAAGAACUGGAGCUGGUAGGGUGCCAGCUAGUAGUCAAGACUGCUGAAAGGUUUCCAGUUCCAAGAGUGCGAUGCUUUUCAGGAACAGCAAUAUCCUGUCUGGGCUGUGCCGUUAGCUCAGUAGAGCUUGCAGGAGACUGCACCCCAGGGUGGGAUCCUACACCACAUCCACAGUGUAGGCGUUUCCGUGUCGCCAUGGCCGAUGGUAUUUCCAAUACACUAACCUGUUCUUUAGCCAGUGGUUUCUAAAGGAUAGAAAUAACUUUUCAUCUUAAAGGUGUAGCCGAAGUGAGGGAAAUGCCAUAAACCUGCCACUUCUCCAUUGUGGAUCCAAUCUUUAAAUGGCUGGGAUGGUGGGGAGCUGGGGAUGUCUUGGAGGAGCACAAUGCGUGACAGGUGUUGUCCACAAAAGAAAGAGCAGAACUUUUGUUCUGCUCUGACCAAAGUUGUUCCAGUUCACAUUGAACAAAAACUCCAAUACAGUGCUCAGGUUUAGUUGGACAAAAAGUCCUGCAGUGCACGCAGUCUGCUUUGGGUCAGAAUCUGGUUUUUUUUCAGAGCUGUCAGUGAAACGUUCAAAAAAAUGGAGUCAUCGAUGUCACCACAGAGUAAGGUGGCAGCAAGCCCGGGUGGGGGGACAGCCGGAGACGCUCGAAUUGCUGGCUGAUGGCAAUGGUCUGUGUGUGCUGGUGUGAACAUCUACUGCUUGUUUGUCUCCAAGUCAUGCGUUGUCAUUUGUCCUCUCCAAGGACCUUUUGAGUCUCAGAAUUCCAUAGACCCAGCACAGGCUGUGGGAGAGCAAAAAGGCGUCUCUGAUAGGGCGCUCCUAAAGCUGUCUGAGAAGCGUGCGACUGGGAAUCAUUUCAUACAGCGCCAAGGGAAGGAUUUUCUUGUGAUCCAAACCCUAUGAUGUAUUUUUGCUGUUUUAAGAUCUUCUAUGCAGCUUGGCCCCUUAAUUAAAAAAAAAAAACCCAAAACAACAGCAAAACCACAGCAAACCCACCAAAACAACAACUCGCCUCCAUCCACACCCAAAAAAGCCCAACAACUAAGAGAGUCGGCUGGUGUAGGGAGACUGGUGUGAAAGCUCAGCUCGAGUAUUUUUCCUGCACUGGGGCUGCUGUUGCUCAGCAAACUGAAGCCGUGGAAACAGAGAGCAGAGAUGUAAAGAAUGAGGGGCUUAGUCCUCUUGGAAGGAUGUAGUCAAUCAGCAGCGGCUGUGUUGGAGAUGCUGAUAGAAUGGAUGUUCAUCCCUGAUUCCCUGAUGUUUAUCUUGUGUCCCAUUUACCUCCUCAGUCAGACAAUCACGUAUUCGUUCCAUCAUUGUUGGAUUGCUGAGUUGUGGGGCCUUGUGUGUCGAGGGGCACUCCUUUCACACCAUUUGCUUGGUGAUGGCUUGCGAAAUCAGUGCCUGGCAUCUACAGGGAUGGAUAAAUCCGUAAUUUUAUGACUUUUCUCUCUGACAUAACUCUCUCAGACCCAUAGUACAAAUAAGAUCAUUUUUCUGUUGUUGAUCCUGUUUGCAGUAGUAACAAAGAGCUGAACAUAUCACCUUCCCCGUCUCUUCCUGUGCUGACAGUUGCAAAGAGCAAGACAAAAAGCACUGUCAUCUCCACCUGGUUUUAGUGAACGCUUCUGGCUUUCCAAAACUGCAGGUCUGGCUGGAACACGUGCAUCAGACUUUCAAUUCAGGUUGGGUGAGUUCUGUCCACUCUGCGUCCGUACAGCGCUUUCUGGCUUUGAUGCCAACUUUCCCGCUGACUUACAGCCUUGUAUCCAAUUGCACAGCAUCUCAUAAUAUAUCUAUUUUUAUAUCUGUAAAUACAUUGUAAUACAGAGCUUUUCCAGUGACCAAAUGUACGUUUGCUUCUUGCUUCUGUAAUGCAGCAAGCGAAAAACCCUACUUUGAAAUGGAUAGUGGAGGGAACAGAAUCUUAGGACAAGAGAUGAGAAAUAUCCCAAAGGUUUCUGCAGAGUGAAUUUUCUGUGUUUUCUGUUUCACGCAUACGUGGACAUGGUGAAAGGAAACAAUCUUGAAACAAACUGAAAUUGCAGUGUGUUUUAUUUCUGUUUUGCUCUUCAAAACACUGGAAUUUACUUUCCUUUAUCCUGUUUUAGUUUAAACCUGUAAAAAUUUUCUAGAACUGUAAA
This is a messenger RNA of Cuculus canorus (common cuckoo), 10266 nucleotides long. RefSeq names its product signal peptide peptidase like 2B (gene SPPL2B). The record is from RefSeq and is a predicted model, not a curated record. Gene Ontology annotation, cellular component: cytoplasmic side of endoplasmic reticulum membrane; lumenal side of endoplasmic reticulum membrane; Golgi-associated vesicle membrane. Bases 99 to 1892 code for a protein of 597 amino acids. Gene Ontology annotation, biological process: membrane protein proteolysis. The transcript has 15 exons. Gene Ontology annotation, molecular function: aspartic endopeptidase activity, intramembrane cleaving. NCBI's taxonomy places the organism in Eukaryota, Metazoa, Chordata, Aves, Cuculiformes, Cuculidae.